Molecule: messenger RNA, 5329 nt
Organism: Symphalangus syndactylus (siamang)
Lineage: Eukaryota; Metazoa; Chordata; Mammalia; Primates; Hylobatidae
Gene: TBC1D9B
Product: TBC1 domain family member 9B
Molecular function (GO): calcium ion binding
Source: RefSeq, a predicted model, not a curated record
CCGGCCCGCUCCGCACGCUCCGCUCCCGGACGCCGACGGCGGCGGGCGCUUCCGCCUCGCGGGCCUCGGCCCGGUGCGAGCGGCACCGCGAUGUGGCUGAGCCCGGAGGAGGUGCUGGUGGCCAAUGCGCUGUGGGUGACGGAGCGGGCCAACCCCUUCUUCGUGCUGCAGCGACGCCGGGGCCACGGCAAGGGCGGCGGCCUUACGGGUCUUCUCGUGGGCACCCUGGACGUGGUGCUGGACUCCAGUGCCCGCGUGGCCCCCUACCGCAUCCUGCACCAGACCCAGGACUCCCAGGUCUACUGGACAGUGGCGUGUGGUUCUUCCCGCAGAGAGAUCACAAAACACUGGGAAUGGCUGGAAAAUAACUUGCUGCAGACACUGUCCAUCUUCGACAGUGAGGAAGAUAUCACCACCUUCGUCAAGGGCAAGAUACACGGGAUCAUCGCAGAAGAGAACAAGAACCUGCAGCCCCAGGGAGACGAGGACCCCGGGAAGUUCAAGGAGGCUGAGCUGAAGAUGCGGAAGCAGUUUGGGAUGCCUGAGGGCGAGAAGCUGGUGAAUUACUACUCCUGCAGCUACUGGAAGGGCCGCGUGCCCCGGCAGGGCUGGCUGUACCUGACGGUCAACCACCUGUGCUUCUACUCCUUCCUGCUGGGGAAGGAAGUGAGCCUCGUGGUGCAGUGGGUGGACAUAACGCGUCUGGAGAAGAACGCCACCCUGCUCUUCCCGGAGAGCAUCCGUGUGGACACCCGUGACCAGGAGCUCUUCUUCUCCAUGUUCCUCAACAUCGGCGAGACCUUCAAGCUCAUGGAGCAGUUGGCCAACCUGGCCAUGCGGCAGCUGCUGGACAGCGAGGGCUUCCUGGAGGACAAGGCCCUGCCCAGGCCCAUCCGGCCACACAGGAACAUCUCAGCCCUGAAGCGAGACCUGGAUGCCCGAGCCAAGAAUGAGUGCUACCGAGCCACGUUCCGGCUGCCCAGGGAUGAGCGGCUGGACGGCCACACGAGCUGCACCCUGUGGACGCCGUUCAACAAGCUGCACAUCCCCGGCCAGAUGUUCAUCUCCAACAACUACAUCUGCUUUGCCAGCAAGGAGGAGGACGCCUGCCACCUCAUCAUACCCCUGAGGGAGGUGACCAUUGUCGAAAAAGCUGACAGCUCCAGCGUGCUGCCAAGCCCCCUGUCCAUCAGCACCAAAAGCAAAAUGACAUUCCUGUUUGCCAACCUGAAAGACCGUGAUUUCUUGGUUCAGAGGAUCUCUGACUUCCUCCAGAAAACACCAUCCAAGCAGCCAGGCAGUAUCGGGAGCAGGAAAGCCAGUGUUGUGGACCCUAGCACAGAGUCUUCCCCAGCUCCUCAGGAGGUGUCGGAGCAGCCCGCCAGCCCAGCCUCUCCCCUCAGCAGCCGCCAGAGCUUCUGUGCGCAGGAGGUGCCAACCUCAUCCCAGGGCCUGCUCAAGCUCUUCCAGAAAAACUCGCCCAUGGAGGACCUUGGAGCCAAGGGGGCCAAGGAGAAGAUGAAAGAGGAAUCAUGGCACAUCCACUUCUUCGAGUAUGGGCGUGGUGUGUGCAUGUACCGCACAGCCAAGACACGGGCACUGGUCCUGAAGGGCAUCCCUGAGAGCCUCCGGGGAGAGCUGUGGCUCCUCUUCUCCGGGGCCUGGAAUGAGAUGGUGACUCACCCCGGGUACUACGCUGAGCUGGUGGAGAAGUCCACUGGCAAGUACAGCCUGGCCACGGAGGAGAUCGAGCGAGACCUGCACCGUUCCAUGCCCGAGCACCCUGCCUUCCAGAACGAGCUCGGGAUUGCUGCCCUCCGGCGGGUGCUGACUGCCUAUGCCUUCCGAAACCCCACCAUCGGCUACUGCCAGGCAAUGAACAUCGUGACCUCGGUGCUUCUGCUCUAUGGCAGUGAGGAGGAGGCCUUCUGGCUCCUGGUGGCCCUGUGCGAGCGCAUGCUGCCCGACUACUACAACACCAGGGUGGUGGGAGCCCUGGUGGACCAAGGCAUCUUCGAAGAGCUCACGAGAGACUUCCUGCCGCAGCUCUCAGAGAAGAUGCAGGACCUGGGGGUGAUCUCCAGCAUCUCGCUGUCCUGGUUCCUGACCCUCUUCCUCAGCGUCAUGCCCUUCGAGAGCGCCGUGGUCAUCGUCGACUGCUUUUUCUAUGAGGGCAUCAAGGUGAUCCUGCAGGUGGCCCUGGCCGUCCUGGACGCCAACAUGGAGCAGCUGCUGGGCUGCAGCGACGAGGGCGAGGCCAUGACCAUGCUGGGCAGAUACCUGGAUAAUGUGGUCAAUAAGCAGAGUGUCUCUCCUCCUAUCCCACACCUGCAUGCCUUGCUGACCAGCGGUGAUGACCCCCCUGCAGAGGUGGACAUCUUUGAGCUCCUGAAAGUGUCCUAUGAGAAAUUCAGCAGCCUGAGGGCCGAAGACAUUGAGCAGAUGCGGUUUAAACAGAGGCUGAAAGUGAUCCAGUCCUUGGAGGACACGGCCAAGAGGAGUGUGGUCCGAGCUAUACCUGUGGACAUUGGUUUCUCAAUUGAAGAGCUGGAGGACCUUUACAUGGUGUUUAAGGCCAAGCACCUGGCUAGCCAGUACUGGGGGUGCAGCCGCACAGUGGCCAGCCGUCGGGACCCCAGCCUGCCCUACCUGGAGCAGUACCGGAUUGAUGCCAGCCAGUUCCGGGAACUCUUUGCCAGCCUGACACCCUGGGCCUGCGGCUCCCACACACCUGUGCUGGCAGGGCGCAUGUUCAGGCUCCUGGACAAAAACAAGGACUCGCUGAUCAACUUCAAGGAGUUCGUGACGGGGAUGAGCGGGAUGUACCACGGGGACCUGACAGAGAAGCUCAAGGUGCUCUACAAGCUACACCUUCCCCCAGCUCUGAGCCCAGAGGAAGCCGAGUCAGCCCUGGAGGCGGCCCGUUAUUUCACAGAGGACAGCUCCUCAGAAGCAUCUCCUCUGGCCUCAGAUCUGGAUCUUUUCCUGCCCUGGGAGGCUCAAGGAAUCGACUCAGAACCAAAAAUAGUGUGUACCAAGAUGCCCAUGGCAGUCCUGGCGACAGUGGCAGAGGCUGACUUGAGCUUGAGGACCUUGAUUUCAAGGACAGAAACUGCAGAAGCAGAAGCACUACCACAGGAAGAGCAAGAAGGAAGUGGAAGUGAGGAGAGAGGAGAGGAGAAGGGGACCAGCUCUCCGGACUAUCGGCACUACCUUCGAAUGUGGGCCAAGGAGAAAGAGGCUCAGAAGGAGACGAUUAAGGAUCUUCCCAAGAUGAACCAGGAGCAGUUCAUUGAGCUGUGCAAGACGCUUUACAACAUGUUCAGUGAAGACCCCAUGGAGCAGGACCUGUACCACGCCAUCGCCACCGUGGCCAGCCUCCUGCUCCGCAUCGGAGAGGUGGGGAAGAAGUUCUCGGCCCGCACAGGCAGGAAGCCCAGGGACUGUGCCACUGAGGAGGACGAGCCACCAGCACCCGAACCCCAUCAGGACGCAGCCAGGGAGCUUCAGCCCCCAGCUGCAGGAGACCCCCAAGCCAAAGCAGGCGGAGACACACACCUCGGGAAAGCCCCACAGGAGAGCCAGGUGGUGGUGGAGGCGGGCAGCGGCGAGGGACAGGGCUCACCCUCCCAGCUGCUGUCUGACGAUGAAACCAAAGACGACAUGUCCAUGUCCUCAUACUCGGUGGUCAGCAUGGGCUCCCUGCAGUGUGAAGACCUUGCAGACGACACGGUGCUGGUGGGUGGGGAGGCCUGCAGCCCCACAGCCCACAUCGGCGGCACCGUCGACACCGACUGGUGCAUCUCCUUUGAGCAGAUCCUGGCCUCCAUCCUGACGGAGUCCGUGCUGGUGAACUUCUUUGAGAAGAGAGUGGACAUUGGACUCAAGAUCAAGGACCAAAAGAAAGUGGAGAGACAGUUCAGCACCGCCAGUGACCAUGAGCAGCCUGGAGUUUCCGGCUGAUGCCUGCAGCUGUGAGGCCUGGCCCGGGGUGUCAUCAGUGGGGCUGGCCUCAUCUCCUCCUGCCUUUCCUCCCCUAUCAGUUUCUCUUUAAAGGUGUGCCCCUCCUGCUCUCCCAGGAGCAGUGAGUUGUGAAUGGAAAGACGGCUGGUGCAGACCCAGCUGCCUUAGACAGAUUCCCUGGGCCUGCAUCUCCUGGCGCCGGCUGCUUCUGGGCCCAGGAAGAGGCUGUAGCUCCCACCUUCCUUACACCCGGUAGGAGCCCUCCUCGCACCAGCUGCACCUGCCUAGCGUUAGAGGCUCUCAGAUCUGCCCUUGCUUGCCUCGUACCUCUGUGCCCCGCACUGUGGCCAGGCCAGCUGAGUCCCUCCAUCCGUGGAUGCUCUCCUGCAGCUAUGUGGUACGGGGGUCAUUCCUGCCUCUUGGCACCAGGCUGGGGGGCAUGUGCUUAUUGGGCACCAAAGUGAUGGAACCCUCAGGUGCUCUCCGGGAGCCUGAACCUCCUGACUGAGGAACGUGGGCAGAACAUGUUUAUUGCACAGGGUGGGCACUGCGCAUAGGCGUGGCUGGCUGUACACAUGCUCUCAGCUCAUCAUCCUUUCCAGUAACUUUAAAAGCACAUCCCUCAGGCCCUGAUAUAUUUCCUUGGAUUCAUUUCACUUGGCUAGAAAUUACACUGUGCUCAAUGCCUUAAUAAAUCCCUGAAAGAAAUAAAACCCACUGUGUGCAAUGCCUUGCUAUGGCCCCCAACCACUGCUUAGGCCUCCCAGUUUCUCCCCAGGCCAAGUACGGGGCCCUGGCUGUGUUCUGGAAGUGCAAGACACUUAGUCCUCCACAGUGGGUGGAAGGGUGCAAGGCCUGCCAGGUCAGAUGGAAAGCAGAACCUGUGGGUGCAGGCUGAGCAGGUCCUGACUAACGUGCACCAGGGGAUGCCCUGAGCUGCACAGGUCUUCAUGGGCAGGGGUUGUGGGUCCUGGUGAAGGAAGUGCAUCCUCAGGCCUGGGCUGUAGCAAGCUGUCUGCCCUUGGGUUCAAGAGCCACAGGUGACCACAGGGGGCCCCAGGGCUGAGCCACAAGGAUACCCUCACUUUGCAGGAGGAGCUGAAACUGACCAGUGUCCAGUGUUAGCCCCCACAUGGGGCUGCUCUUGCUUCUACUAAAAGAUACAGCAGUUACCCCCUUAUCCACGGGAGAUACAGUGGAUAUCUAAAACCAGACCCCCAGUGGAUGUCGAAAACUGCAGAUAAUAACAAACCUUAUACAUACUGUUUUUUCCUAUACAUACAUACCUGUGAUUAAGUUUCUGAAUUAGGCACCUUAAGAGAUUGACAACAAUAACUAAUAAUAAAAUGUAACGGUUAUACUGUAA